GCGCUGCCUCGGGGCCGCGAACGCCACGGACAUGUUGCCGCCGUCACCACUACGGGUUGGAAUUCGAGGUACUAAUAUAGUUGUGCUCGGGGUCGAAAAAAAAUCCGUUGCCAAGCUUCAAGAUGAAAGAACUGUGAGGAAGAUCUGUGCCCUUGAUGACCAUGUCUGCAUGGCUUUUGCAGGACUGACUGCUGAUGCAAGAGUAGUAAUAAACAAAGCUCGUGUGGAAUGCCAAAGUCAUAAGCUUACAGUUGAGGACCCAGUCACCGUAGAAUAUAUAACUCGCUUCAUAGCAACCUUAAAGCAGAAAUAUACUCAGAGCAAUGGACGAAGGCCUUUUGGUAUAUCUGCCUUGAUUGUAGGUUUUGAUGAUGAUGGUAUCCCAAGAUUAUAUCAGACUGAUCCCUCUGGUACUUACCAUGCUUGGAAGGCAAAUGCAAUAGGUCGAAGUGCCAAAACUGUCCGAGAAUUUCUGGAAAAGAAUUACACAGAAGAUGCCAUAGCACAUGACAAUGAAGCUAUCAAAUUAGCAAUAAGAGCUUUGCUGGAAGUUGUCCAGUCUGGUGGAAAAAACAUUGAACUUGCUAUAAUAAGAAGAAAUCAACCUUUGAAGAUGUUUAGUGCCAAAGAAAUUGAAUUACAAGUAAAUGAAAUAGAGAAGGAAAAAGAAGAAGCAGAGAAGAAAAAAUCAAAGAAGACCACCUAAUUCUUAGGAGAAACACUGGGAUAUUUUAAUAUUUCCUUGUACUCAGAAAUGCUUAGUGAAAUUUUAAAGGAAAUAAGUUAAUAUGCAACAUUACAUUUAGUAGUUACAUGUGUUGAGAAUGUCAUACUUGUGGCAUUCAUCUAUCACAAACAUACAUAAUUAUGAAGUUUUUUUUAAAAAGAGUUCAGUAAUUGUUGAAAGCAGUCAUGACUUUACAUAAGCCUGAGACUAUAUUUUAUAACUUUCUCAGUAUGUUACUUUUUUCAUAUAUGCAAAUUCGUUUAAAAUUUUUUAAUUAAAAAAAUAAUUUGGUGCUAUUCGAGCAUCGACUGUCAGGUAGCGAUAGCUAUUCCAAAAUAAACUGAAUAUAAUAUUGAGUUGCA
Capra hircus (goat) is the source of this 1089-nucleotide messenger RNA. It is a transcript of the gene PSMA8, whose product is annotated as proteasome subunit alpha 8. The transcript has 7 exons. NCBI's taxonomy places the organism in Eukaryota, Metazoa, Chordata, Mammalia, Artiodactyla, Bovidae. Gene Ontology annotation, cellular component: nucleus; proteasome core complex, alpha-subunit complex; proteasome core complex. The record is from RefSeq and is a predicted model, not a curated record. The coding region runs from base 32 to 706 and encodes 224 amino acids.